Messenger RNA from Apis mellifera (honey bee), 2770 nucleotides. RefSeq names its product dopamine transporter (gene DAT). Gene Ontology annotation, biological process: dopamine uptake involved in synaptic transmission; sodium ion transmembrane transport. Gene Ontology annotation, molecular function: dopamine:sodium symporter activity. The record is from RefSeq and is marked provisional. NCBI's taxonomy places the organism in Eukaryota, Metazoa, Arthropoda, Insecta, Hymenoptera, Apidae. Gene Ontology annotation, cellular component: neuronal cell body membrane; neuron projection; presynaptic membrane.
ACUCAUUCUUUCGAACCUUUGCGACGAGGUUCUCUUUUCGAAUUUAUAACUUUUCUUAUGAUUUGUCAUUUGUGAUCAAUGGACAAUUGCUCUCAAAAUCAGUCCGUACAACAGUACAACCAUUUAUUAUUGUGACAAUAGUUCUUGCAGACUAAUUCAUUUACAAUUUUGCAAUAGAACCAAGCGUAUAAAGAAUAAUAAUUAUAAUAUACAAUUUCCAAUGAUUCUUUUAUUACAUUCGUAAAAUAAAACGAACAAGUAGACGAACAAAUAUGAACUUUUAUCAUAUUUAAGUCAAAAUAAUCGUCGGAUUAAGUUCAAAGUUUGUCACUCGACUCCACGAAAGAACGAAAGCAACAUUUCGUGGACAGUUAGUGACGCGGUAAUGGGUUUGACGGAUACGAGUUUCGAAGUACUUUUGACCCUGUGGAGGGUUCUCGUCGUGGGAGUCGUGUGGACCGAAGAAAUCUGCGGUCAGUGUAGCGGUGUCUUGCUGAGCCACAGCAUUGCCGAUCUCACUCGUUAAUCGUAUUGGACAUAUUAUUUGGAGGCUGAGACAUGUCGUCGAGGGUGGUGAAGAAUGCGCCAAAGUUGAACGGCAGCGUCGACGGCAGGGAAACAUGGUCCGGCAAAGUCGAUUUCCUUCUCUCUGUCAUCGGAUUUGCCGUCGACCUUGCAAAUGUCUGGAGAUUUCCUUACCUGUGUUAUAAAAAUGGUGGCGGCGCUUUCCUGGUUCCAUAUUGUAUAAUGUUAGUAGUAGGAGGUAUUCCAUUGUUUUAUAUGGAGCUUGCCUUGGGUCAGUUCAAUCGAAAAGGUGCGAUCACUUGCUGGGGUCGUUUGGUACCACUUUUAAAAGGAAUUGGCUACGCAGUUGUAUUAAUUGCGUUCUACGUCGAUUUCUAUUACAACGUGAUCAUCGCCUGGGCGCUGAGGUACUUCUUCGCCUCGUUCGCGAGUCUUUUACCUUGGACUACCUGCGACAAUCCAUGGAAUACUUUGCAUUGUCGCACAUUUGACACAAACAUUUCUUACAUGUUCGACGAUUCAUAUUUUGUCGACACGUACCCUGGUAAUUCAUCACUGGUCGAGGAUCGGUUGGACAGGAAUUCGAAUCAAGGAUACAACAGCACGUGGUACACGAGCGCUGCUCAAGAAUAUUUCAACCGAGCUAUCCUAGAACUUCACGAAAGCGAGGGUUUGCACGAUCUUGGGACAAUUAAAUGGGAUAUUGCAUUAUGCCUGCUGAUGGUCUAUCUGAUUUGUUACUUCUCCUUGUGGAAGGGAAUUUCUACUUCUGGCAAGGUAGUUUGGUUCACUGCUCUGUUUCCUUAUGCUGUUCUAUUAAUUCUGCUUAUACGAGGCGUCACGUUGCCAGGAAGUCUGGAAGGGAUUCGUUAUUACCUUAAUCCGAAUUUUUCCGCCAUCAGUAAAGCAGAGGUCUGGGUGGAUGCAGCAACGCAAGUGUUUUUCUCUCUUGGGCCAGGUUUUGGUGUGCUUUUGGCUUAUGCAAGUUAUAACAAAUAUCACAACAAUGUCUACAAGGACGCUUUAUUAACCAGCUUGAUAAACAGUGCAACAUCCUUCGUUGCUGGUUUUGUGAUAUUUUCUGUAUUAGGGUACAUGGCACGAGCAAGCGGAAAGUCCAUACAGGAUGUAGCGACUGAAGGACCUGGUCUAGUGUUUAUCGUUUAUCCUGCUGCCAUCGCUACCAUGCCUGGAUCAACAUUUUGGGCACUCAUCUUUUUCAUGAUGUUGCUUACAUUAGGAUUGGAUAGCUCGUUUGGAGGUUCUGAAGCGAUAAUAACUGCUCUUAGUGAUGAGUUUGCAAUUAUUGGGAAUAAUCGUGAAAUUUUCGUCGCUUCCCUUUUCACGCUAUACUUCCUUGUCGGUUUAGCUUCAUGUUCUCAGGGUGGCUUUUACUUCUUCCACUUGUUGGACCGAUACGCAGCUGGCUAUUCGAUGCUGUUUGCAGUUUUGGCGGAAGCGAUCGCCAUUAGUUGGAUCUACGGAACAGACAGAUUUUGUGCAGAUAUUAAAGAUAUGAUUGGAUUCUCACCAGGAAUCUAUUGGAGAGUCUGUUGGAAAUUCGUUGCUCCGAUAUUUCUUAUGUUUAUCAUCGUUUACGGUUUAAUGGGUUAUGAACCACUGACUUACGAAGAUUACGUAUACCCUGUGUGGGCAAAUAUAUUAGGAUGGUUAAUUGCCACUUCCUCAAUUGCGAUGAUACCCGGCAUUGCAAUUUACAAGAUCAUCAUCACACCCGGCAAUUUUAUUCAGAGAUUAAAGAUUCUUACCACCCCCUGGAGAGAUACUCAACAAAGAAACGCAGAUUUCUCUUCAGUUGCAAAUGGCGCAGUUCGUCGUAGUUUCAUCGCGGAUGAAGAUUUAAACCUAACCAAGGAACAACAAAAUUUAACGAAAGAACAAACGGAGGUGAUGAUCCAAUCCAGAGAGAAUGUUAAUGGAGAUCCACCACCGGAGCCAGUCUAGGACAGUGCGGUUGUGAUUUUACACGGUGCCCGGUUCCAAGUAUAUCUUUGCUAAUACUCUAUCGUGGGAAUGUACAGUUCUACACGAAACUCGAACGCACCCACUUAGAUUUUACGAUACAAAUGUUUAAUGACAAUUAUUUGCUCUCUUUGAACGGCAAAGCUUCAAGAUUUGUUAGAUUUUUGUGAAAAAAUAUCUUUUCUUAAUAUGUUAUUAUUGAAAAAUAUUUAAAAAAAAAUCUUAUUUGCUAAAAAAAUUUUAUAUUACUAUAAAUUAUAUA